This is a messenger RNA of Armigeres subalbatus, 726 nucleotides long. RefSeq lists its product as uncharacterized. NCBI's taxonomy places the organism in Eukaryota, Metazoa, Arthropoda, Insecta, Diptera, Culicidae. The coding region runs from base 1 to 726 and encodes 241 amino acids. The transcript has a single exon. The record is from RefSeq and is a predicted model, not a curated record.
AUGGAGAAUGGUUUUAUCAAAACUCGAAAGAACAGUUCUCUACUAGAAACAAACACCAAAUAUCGGAGUCUAGUAGGAGCAUUGUUGUACAUCGCUGUAUGUGCUAGACCAGACAUCGCUGCAAGUGUGUCUAUUUUGGGAAGAAGUGUAUGUUCACCGACAGAGGCUGAUUGGGUAGCUGCUAAACGUGUGAUUCGCUACCUGAAAGGAACGAAAAAGUGGAAGUUACAAUACGGAGAUCCUGAAGGUAAGCUGACUGGAUACUCAGAUGCGGACUGGGCGGGUGAUUUGAAAACUCGGAAGUCUACCACCGGAGUUGUCUACAUGUAUGCCGAAGGAGCAAUUUCGUGGACAAGCCGUCUACAGGAUUUCGUAACUUUGUCAUCGAUGGAGUCGGAAUAUGUAGCACUAAGCGAGGCAAGCCAAGAAGCGGUUUGGUUAUUGAACAUAUUCGAAGAUUUCGGAGAGCCGUCGUUCAAGCCAGUCACGCUGCGGGAAGAUAACCAGAGUUGCAUCAAAUUUGUAAGUUCAGAGCGGGCAAUGAAGCGAUCGAGACACAUAGAGACACGUCAGUGUUAUGUUAAAGAGUUGUGUGAUGUGAAAUUGUUGGAGUUGCUGUAUUGCCCCACCGAAGACAUGGUUGCAGACAUACUCACCAAGGCGCUUGGACAUAUAAAACUGCGGAAGUUCGCCGGUAUGUUAGGAUCGACCGUCGAGGAUCGUUGA